Hevea brasiliensis (rubber tree) is the source of this 2006-nucleotide messenger RNA. RefSeq lists its product as uncharacterized. Bases 578 to 1648 code for a protein of 356 amino acids. Lineage: Eukaryota; Viridiplantae; Streptophyta; Magnoliopsida; Malpighiales; Euphorbiaceae. The record is from RefSeq and is a predicted model, not a curated record. The transcript has 6 exons.
UCAUUAAAUUUGUCCUCACUUGCCUGGGAAAAUUCUCGAUCAAACGAUUGGGUCACAUUAAGCUAAGUGUUUUCCUUUCUGGGUACCACACAAAAUAAUGAAAAUUAGCGAAAAUCUUUGGAUUUUGAGGACUAUAGAUGGAUAAGUUUACGGUGCUUUGGGAAAAGGGUACAAAAGGAGGAUAGAUUUUGGGAUUAGAAACUUUGAUUUUCUGAGCUGGAUUUACUCCAUUCACGAUGGUUGAGCUUUCUUUGAUGGCUUCUCAUGGGUACCCUUCAGGUCCUGGGCUACUCUUUUGCCAAGAGCAGACCAAGGUCUUCAAGGGAGUUGUCAAGUGCUCUGGUAAUAGUCCUGGGCCUGCAGCCAAGAAGUUGCAGGACUGUCUCAAGUUCGUUUCCCAUUCCAUGACCCACUUUGGCGGGACCAUGUCGGGGUAAAUGAGCCACUUUGGAGGAGCGGUGUCUAUUUAUUGCUGGACUGCCAGCCCUAUUUUCCAAGUCAGCGAGUCAAACAUGAGAUAAGAAGACCAAACUCUCUUAGUCUGAGGCCACAUCAGCAUGAUGAAUCAUGGAGACCCAUGAAUGGAUUUUCUGAGCAUAACGGGCUCACCAAGAUUGACUCAACAGUUGGAAUGCCUGUACUCAUUGAUGUGCAAGAUACUUGCCCAGACUCAGUACUCUUUAGCUUUGGGAUAGCUGAACAAUGUAAACAUGAGAAAAUCUUGAAGUUUCUCAUGUCCAGAUCAAGUCAAAUAGAAAAAGGUGGAUUAGAUUCAUCUUUACUCUCUGACUUGAUGGGUCUUCAGGCAUUGACAUUGCAUGAGCAUCAGCAGCCCUGUGCUUCUCUCGUCUAUCCAAGUGGUAAAUGUGAUGCUGCAAAGCCUUUAGUGGACUUUGUGGGAGACAUGGCUCUUAGUUCUAAAAUUACUGUUCAUCCACGUGGUCGAGUGUUGUUCAUUGGCAGUGGGUCAGAGAUGAAGGAUAUCCUCUCUAUUGUUGCUGAGUUUUACUUGACAAAGAACUCAGCUAAGUGGACAAAGCAGUCAGUGCUUCUACCCCAAUUUAUCUGGCCUGAUACAAGUGAAGCACAAGCUAAUAUUCUUAGUUCUCCUUUGACGGUUAAAGAUGUGACAGCUGCACCUUUGAAGAGUCCUGAGAAAAUCAAGCUCAAGCCAUCAUCAAAGAAGAAGAAUGGCAGGAAAGUUGGCAGGGGGAGGGAUCUCUACAAAAGGAACUACUUCCAUGCAUGUGAGAGCCUUCUCUCCUUGAUGAUGGACAAGCAGCAUGGCAAAACAGCAAUCCUGUCAUUAAAGAAAUCCGGCCCUGAACUUCCCGCGCUAUUGACCAAAUUCUCUGCUGGCAUUGCUGGGACUGGCCUUGCAGUUCUUUUCUCCGUAGCAUGUAAAGUAGCUUGUGGGAGGGUUCCAUUCUGUGCAUCUAAACUCUUUAACACUGGAUUUGGAUUUGGGCUGGUCUGGCUUUCUUGGGCUGUAAAUAGACUGAGGGACACAAUUGUCUGUACAAGCAAGAAUGCAAGCAAUUUGGGUCUGAAGGAUGAGGAAAUGCUGAGGAGUGUAGAUAAAAGCAUUAAAGACGUAUACUUCAGAGCUGCAACUUUGAUGGCGAUAGCUGUGCUGAAGCUUGCAUGAUCAUGGAGUGGGUAUAAUGUCUCGAGUCUUGACACAUAAAAGCCGAUGGUUUGAAUAACAUAAAGGCCCAUGACUAUGACUGUAAAUUAUGUAGCCAAUAGUCAUGUUAAAGCUAUGAUUAGAGGGCUCAUUCUUAUUGCAAUUGCAAGUUUGUCUCAGACUGGCAAGCUGAAGUCAUAUCUGAUAAGAGACGGGAAACCUUAACAUGGGGUUGAGCUCCAAUGAGACUGAGCUGUGUCCCAUAAUCGGUUAGCGUUUUUUUACUUUUUUUUUUUUUUUUUGAACUUGUAACAAAUAUAGUUGAUUUCAACUUUGUUGUUAUAACUUGCAAUAAAUAAAUGUGAAUAUGUUACACAAA